Messenger RNA from Vigna angularis (adzuki bean), 890 nucleotides. Its product is annotated as cyclic nucleotide-gated ion channel 1. NCBI's taxonomy places the organism in Eukaryota, Viridiplantae, Streptophyta, Magnoliopsida, Fabales, Fabaceae. The record is from RefSeq and is a predicted model, not a curated record.
AUGUUUGAGAAAAUGGAUGAUCAACUUCUGGAUGCAAUGUGUGACAAACUCCAGCCAGUGCUAUACACAGAAGAAAGCUGCAUUGUCCGGGAAGGAGAUCCUGUUGAUGAGAUGCUCUUCAUAAUGCGCGGCAAGCUAUUGACUGUAACCACUAAUGGUGGAAGAACAGGCUUCUUUAACUCUGAAUACCUCAAGGCUGGUGACUUUUGUGGAGAGGAACUUCUCACAUGGGCUUUAGAUCCUCACUCCUCAUCCAACCUUCCCAUAUCAACUAGGACUGUCCAAACUCUUUCAGAAGUGGAAGCAUUUUCUCUAAAAGCCGAUGACUUGAAGUUUGUUGCUUCACAGUUCCGGCGCCUUCAUAGUAAGCAACUUCGUCACACUUUCAGGUUUUAUUCACAACAAUGGCGUACAUGGGCUGCAUGUUUCAUACAAGCAGCGUGGAGGCGUUAUAGUAAAAAGAAGCUGGAAGAGUCUCUGAGGGAAGAAGAGAAUCGUUUGCAAGAUGCAUUAGCCAAAGCAGGUGGUAGCUCACCUAGUCUAGGUGCCACAAUAUAUGCUUCAAGGUUUGCAGCUAAUGCACUCAGACUUUUACGUAGAAAUAGCACAACAAAGACCAGGGUGCCAGAAAGAUAUCACCCAUACUGCUGCAGAAGCCUGCUGAGCCUGAUUUUACUUCUGAAGAACAAUAGUUGUAGACGAAUAAAGGUUGUGGAUGCCUGGUUCUGCAAGACAAGAAAAAAGGAUGAAAGUGAAGGAAAUAUUAACAUGAAAAUGACCUUUUUGAUAGAGGGCCAAAAUGGCAUUUCGUUUAUUUGUUUUAUUUUGUAAGUUAGUGUAACAUGUAAUGUCUAUAAAAUAUAAACUAUGAAAUUGUAUAUAUAUACAUC